CGGCUGGCGCCGUUGGCGGGCCGCGUCUGCGGGCGGCGGUGGCUGGUGCUGCUGCUCUUCUCGCUGCUGGGCUUCGCGCAGGGCCUGGUGUGGAACAGCUGGGGCCCCAUCCAGAACUCGGCCCGCCUGGCCUUCGGCUUCAGCGGCUGGGACAUCGCCCUGCUCGUCUUCUGGGGGCCCAUCGGCUUCGCGCCCUGCUUCUUCUUCAUGUGGCUCAUGGACAAGAAGGGUCUGAGGGUAACGGUGUUACUAACAUCAUCUCUCAUGGUAUUGGGAGCUGGCCUGAGAUGUGUUCCAGUUUCAGACCUAGAAAUUAGGAAGAAGCUGAUUCACGGAGGGCAGCUGUUAAAUGGCUUGGCGGGCCCAACUGUGAUGAAUGCAGCACCAUUUCUUUCCACGACGUGGUUUUCUCCAGAUGAACGUGCCACAGCAACAGCCAUCGCAUCGCUGCUCAAUUACCUGGGCGCUGCUGGCGCGUUUCUAGUGGGACCUCUUGUAGUGCCAUCUCCUAAUGGAACAUCUCACCUCUCGCUGCUAUCGCAGAGCAACAAUGAGCACAUCAAGGACCGCAUCGAGGCUGUGCUGUAUGCAGAAUUUGGAAUGGUUUCCCUGAUAUUUUCUGCAGCAUUGGCCUACUUCCCCUCACGCCCGCCAUUCCCUCCCAGCGUGGCUGCGGCAAGCCAACGGCUCAGCUACAGGAGAAGUUUUUGCAGACUCUUAAGCAAUUUCCGAUUCUUGAUGGUUGCUUUAGCCUAUGCUAUACCACUGGGUGUUUUCUCUGGCUGGUCUGGUGUUCUGGAUUUGAUAUUAACGCCAGUUCAUGUAAGCCAAGUAGAUGCAGGCUGGAUUGGAUUUUGGUCUAUAGUUGGAGGUUGUGUUGUUGGCAUAGCAAUGGCAAGAUUUGCAGAUUUUAUCAGGGGCAUGCUGAAGUUCAUACUGCUGCUGCUUUUAUCUGGAGCAACGUUAGCAUCAACCUGGUUCACUCUCACCUGUCUAACUAGUGUCACUCAUCUGCCUUUAACCACAGCUACACUGUACACAUCCUGCAUAUUGUUGGGUAUAUUUCUCAACAGCAGCGUACCAAUAUUCUUUGAGCUCUUUGUGGAGACAGUCUACCCUGUUCCAGAAGGAAUUACCUGCGGAGUUGUCACCUUUUUGAGUAAUGUGUUUAUGGGAGUGCUUUUGUUUUUCCUCACAUUUUACCAUACAGAGUUUUCCUGGUUCAACUGGUGCCUGCCAGGAUCAUGUCUGCUCAGCCUGCUCCUCAUCCUGUGCUUCCGCGAGUCCUACGACAGACUCUAUCUUGACGUUGUCGUCUCUGUGUGAUAAUGCCGGACUGGUGAGGGGUUGGAAGAGACUGGAAGUCAGCUUUGCAGUCUGCACAUCUGCCUGGAUUUGCACAGCUGAACAGCAGAAGAGCAAAGAAAUUACAAGACUUAAUCGUGGUUUUAUUAGGGUGAGGGACAGUCUGUUCUUACGUUCAAGACCACCUUGAUUUGCGAUAAACGUGGAACUUGAGUGGUGAUAAUGAUGCUGAAAUGCACAAAGAUAAUAUAUAGGAUGUACAGGUCCUGGUGCCAGAGCUGGGGCUCUCUAUUUAAAAAGCUGUUGAUGUAGCAGUGAGGUGUACAGUUGUGUGUGCGUGUGUGUGUGCCGACUCACGGUUAUACACACUGGGGUACCAGUAAUCUUCAGAGUCUUCUAUCAGAAUAGAAAUAGUGAAUAAUCUUAACAAAAGAUUUAAAAAAAAAAAGGGGAAAAAAAAAAUCUUUUUUUAAAGAUCUCUCUUUUAAAUGGCUAGUCAUUUAUAUAAUGAAUGUCCAUUAAACAGUUAAACUAAAAUGAUUUGGUGCUUGUACACUACAUUUACAUUCUAAUAAAGUGAUUUCUGAUAUAAGACACUGGUACCGGGGUUUUUAGCCAUACUAAAUAUCCCAAACAAUCCUUGCAGUGUUGUUAGAGGUGUUUGUUAUCACCCUGGAGCACAUCUAAACGAUAGCUUUAGCUGCCACUGAAACCCAACUUGCACCCGCAGUCGCCUCUGAAAUACCACCAUGGUUCUGUAUGUCCUGAAUAUGGAGCAUCUGUGGUAUCUCAGAAGUUUACUGGAGAGUCACUCUUGGUAAAUGUUGCUGUUUUAAAGGCCACCACUGUGUCACGUUUUCAUCCCCCAUCUCCGGUACUGCCUUUUUUACUGUGAAGACCUGUUCAUGCCACUGAAUACUGUGGGUGUGGAUGUCCAAGUCCCACUAGUUCCCUUCUGAUACUCUAAGGUGUGUGUGGUUUUUGGGAUUAGUUUAUGACUGAGGGUGACGAAACAAUAUUGUUUGUUAACCCAAGUCUUUAAAAUCACUGUUUCCUAAAAAAAAAAAUCUUUCUUGUUGAUGAGGCACUCUGAUGGCGAAAUGACAAUGAGUUUGACAAUGAGAAAUAACUCAUGAGUUUUGGCAUAAUAUGGGAAAUAUAAUGCCAGCUCUUUUUAUCAGUACUAACCUGUGGUCAUUCUGGCCCUUACUUGAACAUAAAUAUUAAAGACACUUUGAAUAGUUUUUUAACUCAAUUUUAAACCUGCUAAUAAUUUCUUAAUUAUAUUCUUAGAUUUCAGUUCAGCAUCAUUUACAGUAUUUCCAUGUGUGUGUUCUGUGCUCUGUGUUAGGGGUGUGUGUUUGUGUGUGUAUGUGUGCGUAUUUAUAUCUAUGU
Messenger RNA from Haliaeetus leucocephalus (bald eagle), 2700 nucleotides. RefSeq names its product disrupted in renal carcinoma 2 (gene SLC49A4). The transcript is spliced from 9 exons. The annotation marks the transcript as partial. Lineage: Eukaryota; Metazoa; Chordata; Aves; Accipitriformes; Accipitridae. The record is from RefSeq and is a predicted model, not a curated record. Gene Ontology annotation, cellular component: intracellular membrane-bounded organelle; membrane.